AAGAGGGUUGGGACAGCAGCAGGCGGAGGAGAUAGGGGGUGAGAGGCGCGCGCGGCGGCGCCGGGUGGACGCUCCGGGAGGGAUCGGUCUGGUACUGCAGAGCUCCGGCGCCUCGCUGCUGUGCGCCUGCCGCUCCCCCUCUCAGCCCCCGGGGGCUGCUGCAGAGGCUGGUUCCAGCUCCCGCCGCUGAUGCCAUGCUAAGCCAAGAGAUCUCCGCAUCCUACCAGGAGCUGAGUGAGGAAGUGGAGCACGUAGCUGAGCAUCUAGAGCCAGUGGAGGAAGGGGAAAUGGACGAUGAUCAGGAGGAUACCAGCUCUGCUAUUUUACCAGUCCUAGAUAGUGAAUCAGGGACCAGUAGCCCUUCUGUGCGUUUCAGCAAGACCUGCCUAAAGAAUGUCUUUUCCGUAAUUCUCCUCUUCAUUUAUCUGCUGCUCAUGGCUGUAGCUGUGUUCCUUGUCUACCAAACUAUCACCGACUUCAGGGAAAAGCUCAAACACCCGGUGAUGUCUGUCUCUUACAAGGAGGUGCCCUUGUAUGAUGCACCUGGUAUUGCACUUUACCCAGGCAAGGCUCAGCUGCUUAGCUGCAAGCAUCAUUACUAUGAUCACAUUCCGCCUCUGAUAAACCCAGGUCAGCCAGGAGAAAUUGAGUGCACCACUCAGAGAAUCAACUACACAGAUCCUUUUACUAAUCAAACCAUGAAACAUGCUUUGAUUGUCCAAGGACCUCGAGAUGUGAAGAAAAGGGAACUGGUGUUUUUGCAGUUCCAUUUAAAUGAAACAGACCAGGAUUUCAGUGCAAUAAACUAUCUUCUGUUCUCUUCUUUCCAGGACUUCCUCAACAGUCCAGAUAAAACAGAAUUCAUGAAAGACUGCGAAAGCUCAUACUCCAGCUGGAAGUUCUCUGGUGGUUUUCGAACCUGGGUCAAAAUGUCCUUGGUGAAAACCAAAGAAGAAGAUGGGCGUGAGACUGUGGAGUUCAAACAGGAGACUAGUGUGGUUAACUACAUUGACCAGAGGCAUAAGCCGGCAAGUGAUCAAUUGUUUUUUGUGGUAUUUGAAUGGAAAGAUCCUUUUAUACAAAAAGUUCAAGAUAUUGUCACUGCCAAUCCUUGGAACAUGAUUGCUCUACUCUGUGGUAUUUUCUUGGCUCUGUUUAAAGCAGCAGACUUUGCCAAACUAAGUGUUAAGUGGAUGAUCAAAAUCCGCAAGAGGCACCUGAAGAGAAGUCAAGCAAUGAACCACAUAAGCUGAGGACUAAACCACCUUUAGAACAUUUUUAGUACACUGGAUAAAAUUUCAACCAACAAUGCAGCAGUUACAUAAACUAACCAGAGUUGUGUGUUUAAGGAGAACUACUUACCUUUGCUGAAGUGACAGCAUAAAUGAACUGACACGAACCUUAAGAGGCUAACUCUGAAGAACAAGCCUACUAAACAUGUCUUUUUAAAAAUGUAAGUUAUGAACUUCUUUACCAAGCUUGUGUCAAUUUAUUGGGGGUGGAAUGGAAUUCAUAAAGUAACAUUCAAAAGGUCAUCUUAAAACAGAAUACAGACAUGUUUGUAUUUAGUUUGGGUCUAGACAGUAGUUUAAGCUUUUCUCCAUGAGCUAAAUGGACUGCCCCUGCUACCAUAAGAGUGCCCCGAAUCAGUAAAAUGACUUGUCAUCCUCCGUCUGAUCUUCCCAGGCAUAGUUAUUAUCUGUGACCAGAAAGGAGCAAAGCACUUACAAGAUCAAUGUAAAAAUGGGUCAAAAGGUUUAAUUUCCUAAAUCUCCAACCUAUUACAUAGAACAUAGAUUACCUCGGAUUUUUAUCAAACAUUUCCCAUUUGGUUAAGAUGCACUGACUGUGUAUUAAAGCUACUUUAAAAGCAAGUUAUGUGUAAGCCCUGUGGAAUAUGUCAUGGAUCACUGCCAGUUACUUCUUCUUAAACAAAGCCUCUUGCCUUAAUACUUCAUCAGUAGAAUGAUUCUUCCAUAAACCAGAUUCACAAAUACUUAUGUACAACUUCUGUUGAAGUCAAUGAGAGCAGAAUUUGACCAUUCUAGUAGCUAACACACAAGCAAGGCUGUGGAGUUCUGUCCCAAGGAAGGUUGGGGACAACACAAGGUUUGUAGAACUCAAGCUGGUGAGUUUCUGAAACUCAAUUACACGGAACCUAAUUGCUGGGAAUGAUGAUUUAGGAAUGAAAAAAGGAAAUAGAGCCUAUAAUGGCCUAGGACAGUAUAAUACUUAGAACUCUCAGUAAAUGGACUUUAUGUUGAGAGGUAUAAUAUUUUCUAUUGUACCUAGAGCUUUAAAAAAAAAAAUCACAAUUUAUACUGCUUAAGUCUAACCUGACCUCAUAGAUACACUUUAUUUUUAUCCAUAAAACCCAAUCCCAAUUUCUCUGUCUCCUAGAACCCAUACUGAGUCCUUACCUUUGGAAUUCAUUUUUGAGGGGAUAUAAAAAUUUUCAUAAAACCAAAACAUAUUCUUCCUGACUCUGUAUAUUUUUGGAGUCAGAUAUAUCAAAUGCUGGUUGUUUAGAAUGAUCAAAUGCUGAAAAGGUACAAAGCUUUUCUUGCUAAGACUUAGGACUGAAUUCAGCUCCCACUUGUGCCCCAUGCAAUUCCAUUACUCUAAUGUUCCAGGAGGCAGAACAAACGGAGUCUUACCCAAAUGGGCAAAACCAAGCCAAUUCCCUGUGACUAACAGUUCUGGGGUACCUUCUAAGCAGCAAGAACAGAUUUGCAAUUGUAACAAUACUUUUCCUCUAACUAGAAGGGAGGAAGGAGAUCGUCAAUAGAGCCUUGCAAAUCUGCAGAUAUCCACGGACCA
This is a messenger RNA of Malaclemys terrapin pileata, 2820 nucleotides long. RefSeq names its product proton activated chloride channel 1 (gene PACC1). The transcript has 8 exons. The record is from RefSeq and is a predicted model, not a curated record. Gene Ontology annotation, cellular component: cell surface. Bases 195 to 1253 code for a protein of 352 amino acids. NCBI's taxonomy places the organism in Eukaryota, Metazoa, Chordata, Testudines, Emydidae.